CCAUUCCUCCCCUGACGCGCCCGGCGUGUCUCGGUCCCCGUCCCUCCCCCCGCGGUGCGCGCCGGGAGCGGGGCCCGACCCGGGGUCGCGGCGGAACCCGCGGGCGCGGCGCGCGUUUCCGGCGGACCCGUUCCGCAGCGACUCCGCCCCCGCCGCCGCGGCUGCCGUUGCCAUAGUGACGGGGCGGGCGGACAUGGCGGCGGCGCCCGCAGGCGGCGAGAGCUCGGACGCCGACUGCAAGUGGCUGGACGCGCACUACGACCCGGUGGCCGCCCUGCCCGCCUUCUCCGCCGGCCUCGCCCUGGUCGACCUCCAUGGGGACGGGGAGCACCAGCUGCUGGCAGCCUGCGUGGGGGCGGGGGGCCGGGCGCCGGCGCUGCGGGUCUACCAGGGCGUGGGGCUGAGCAGCGAGAGCGUGCUGCCGGGCGCGCCGGCCGGGCUGGGGGCGCUGCGCUCGGGCCAGCCGGGCCCCCGGGCCCCCAGCCUGGCCGUGCCCGCCGGGGCCGCCGUCUACGUCUACCAGAACCUGCGCCCUUUCUACAAGCAUCGCCUGCCCCCCCGUGCCCCCGCCCCGCUGGAGCGCGACGUCUGGGACCAGGCCCGGCAGGACAAGAUCGACCCGCUGAUGCUGAAGGAGAUGUUGGAGAGCAUCCGAGAGAAGGCUGAGAUCCCCCUGUCAGCUCGGUCUCUGAGGUUCCUGACUUUGGAGCCCGGGGAGCUCCAGGCCUUCGUGACCCUCCACAAAGACCAACCGCUGCAGCACCAGACUGUGAUCACCUGCAUGACCACGCUGAGGAAGGACCUGGCUGAUGAGGAUGGUGCCACCUGCCUGGUGCUCGGGACAGAGAGCAGAGAGGUCCUGAUUCUGGACCCCGAGGCCUUCACUGGCCUGGCACAGAUGAUGCUCCCCGCUGUCCCGGCCUUCCUGGAGGCAACAGGGCAGUUUGAUGUGGAGUACCGGCUCACGGCCGCCUGUCGCAAUGGCUGCCUCUACCUGCUGCGCCGGGACUCCAGGCGCCCACGCUGCUGCAUUGAGCUGAGCGCCCAGCCUGUGGGCCUGGUCCGCGUCCAGAAGACCCUUGUGGUUGGCUGCUCCGAUGACACCCUGCGGGGCUACACCCAGAAGGGCAAGCGGCUGUGGACCGUGCAGCUCCCAGCCCCACUGCUGACCAUGGCACUGCUGGAGCAGAAGUCCCGUGGGUUCCAGGCCGUCCUGGCCGCCCUCAGCAACCAGGAGGUGCAUGUGUACCGGGACAAGGCCCUCCUCGAUGUCAUCCAGACCCCGGAUGUGGUUACUGGCUUGAUCUUCGGGCGCUAUGGGCGUGAGGACAGCACCCUCCUCAUGACCACCAAAGGGGGCGGUCUGCUGGUGAAGAUGCUGAAGCGGCGGGCGGUACUGGAGGCACCAUUAGCCCCCGGCCCCCCCCUGGCCCAGGCCGUGCGCCUCGCUGUGCCCAAGAAGACGCGGCUCUAUGUGGACCAGACACUGCGGGAGCGUGAGGCUGGUGCCGCCAUGCACCAGGUGUUCCAGACAGAGCUGAGCCGCCUCCGACUGUCGGCUGCCCGUGCCUAUGUCCGCGCCCUCCAGGGCAGCCUGGCCCCACUCAGCGCCACUCCCCAGCAUCCCCUCAGCCUGCGGGCCACGGUCCAGGGCAUUGGCCCCACCUUCAAGCUGACACUGCAUCUCCAGAGCGCAGCACCUGCUGGGGCCAGCACUGGGCUGCUGCUCAGCUUCCAGUAUGACGAGCACCUGUACGCCAUGGCCAGCUCCCUGCUGCGGACCCCCAUGCUGGUCCCCGGACUGAACUAUCCCAUCGAGACCUUUGUGGAGUGUCUCAGUGAUAAGGGCAUCUCUGACAUCAUCAAGGUGCUGGUACUGCAAGAGGGGCUCCGCACCCCGCUGCUGACUGUCCACAUCAACAUGCCUGUGAGCGAGGGGCUGGUAGCUGCCUGAGACCCCCAUCCCCCAGCUGGCCCAGCCCAAAGUAGCCCCCCCAAGGCAUGUCAGACUGGCACAGAUGUGCAGCACAGGGAAAGGGGACCUGGCACCAGUGGUCCACAGCAUCCAAUGCUCUGGUGGGGCUGGUCCAGGGAGGACAGGGUGGUUGAUGGUGGAAACCAGGGGUCACCCCAGCUCCCUGCAGCAACUGCUGAGAUGUACCCCCUCCCCCCUGCGGAUAGAGCAGUAAAUAGAGCAGGUACGUCA
This is a messenger RNA of Alligator mississippiensis (American alligator), 2206 nucleotides long. RefSeq names its product Bardet-Biedl syndrome 1 (gene BBS1). NCBI's taxonomy places the organism in Eukaryota, Metazoa, Chordata, Crocodylia, Alligatoridae. Gene Ontology annotation, cellular component: centrosome; axoneme; BBSome. Bases 194 to 1954 code for a protein of 586 amino acids. The record is from RefSeq and is a predicted model, not a curated record. Gene Ontology annotation, molecular function: patched binding; smoothened binding. Gene Ontology annotation, biological process: protein localization to cilium; non-motile cilium assembly. The transcript has 17 exons.